Molecule: messenger RNA, 1465 nt
Organism: Musa acuminata AAA Group (dessert banana)
Lineage: Eukaryota; Viridiplantae; Streptophyta; Magnoliopsida; Zingiberales; Musaceae
Product: mediator of RNA polymerase II transcription subunit 15a-like
Exons: 8
Coding region: 380-1114 (244 amino acids)
Biological process (GO): regulation of DNA-templated transcription
Molecular function (GO): transcription coactivator activity; chromatin DNA binding
Source: RefSeq, a predicted model, not a curated record
UGUAAAAUUCCGCAUGCUUUGGACUCGAUUCCAUACCCUCAGCCGGCGUCGUUCAACGCACCUCUGCUUUCUUCUCCUUUUCCUUUCCAUACCCCUUGCCGGCGUCGUUCAACGCACCUCUGCUUUCUUCUCCUUUUCCUCGACAACGCACGCUUUGGGACUCGAUUCCAUACCCCCGGCUGGCGUCGUUCAACGCACCUCUGCUUCAUUCUCCUUUUCCUCGACAACGCACGUUUUGAUCGUUCCGAACUCGACCUCCUCGAGUAUUCUCAUCUUCUUUGCCUCCCCCAUUUUCUGAGAUCUCUGCUUGAGGUGUUGCGUCCCUUUGGAUACUCAAGCUUAAGCCACGCGGAAGAGUUUCAUCUGUUAGAUCGGUCCAAUGGAGGGGAACAGUUGGGGGCUGGCUGAGGGUGAACUUUCCGCUGCCGCUAAUGGGAGGUCUGCCGACUGGAGGACCCAACUUCAGCCCAAGGCGCGCCAGAUGAUUGUAAAUAAGAUACUCGAGACUUUGAAGAGGCACCUACCAAACUCUGGACCUGAGGAUUUGAAUCAACUUCGGAACAUUGCUGCUCGGUUCGAGGAGAGGAUAUUCACAGAAGCUGACAAUCAGUCGGAGUAUUUGAGGAAAAUUUCUCUGAAAUUGCUCUCAAUGGAGAGUAAAACUCAGCAUUCUGCAUCAAUCAACACUUCAGUGUCCAACAGCAACAACCAAAAUUCUACAGAUCCAGGAACUCUUUUCACUAUAGAAUUAGACUCUGAUGAAACCAGUGGAUGGAGUCUGGCUGAGGGUGAAAUUUCCGCUGCUGCUAGUGGGAGCUCUGCUGACUGGAGGACCCAACUUCAGCCCAAGGCACGCCAUAUGAUUGUAAAUCAGAUACACGAGAUUUUGAAGAGGCACCUACCGUUCCCUGAACCUGUGGAUUCGAAUCAACUUCAGAACGUUGCUGCUCGGCUCGAGGAGGCGAUAUUCAAUGCAGCUCAUAAUCAGUCAGAGUAUUUGAGGAAAAUUUCUCUGAAAAUGCUCUCAGUGGAGAGUAAAACUCAGCAUUCUGCAUCAAUCAACACUUCAGUGUCCAACAACAACAACCAAAAUCCUACAGAUCCAGAUUGCUAAGACACUAGGAUUGCCACUGAGAAGUAGCUGCUAAGAAGCUUUUAACUGAGGUGGGGCCUUGGAUCGAGAAGCAAGAAGCAAUUGGCAACGGGAUAUAAGAGUAAUCGGUUCAUGUUUCUGGUGUAAACUCAAUAAACUGUGAUGUUUCAAGAGUUUGGAAUUAAGAUUUGGUGUAAUCAAUUUUGAUUAUCAAUGCAGUGCGUUGUAAUCGAUUCGACUUUAUUUGUUAUUUCGGUUUUGUAGUGCUUGGAGAUGGAGAAUACAAUCGAGAGAGAAUUUCUCUGUAGCUAAAGAUGAAAUUCUUGUAUUUAAUAAUGCUUAUUUCGUUUCAAUAAAAGACUAUAUUGGAUA